AUGACCUGCCAAGAAAACAGUAAUCUUACGGAAACGACAUUUCUAUCUAACCGGACUAACCAAUCAGGACUACAUGUCCGGGGCCCGGUGUCUUUCUCUAAUCCUUCAGGGAAGAAUGCCAGUUCUGCAGAAGAUCAUAAAGAGUUGUUGUCAUUAGAGUGUAACGCAAUCUUGUUGAAUAUUUUACUAUUUAUUGGCCUUCUUACACGUAUCAUGUAUUUCUCUUUAUUUUGCCUACUUAUAUUCCCAGAGUGUAACACCGCCAACUGGAACCAGAUAAAGCAAUUCCAUGCCGGCAAAAAGGUCGCGAUUUAUGGUCCAGUAGAACCAAAAUGUUGCCCCCACAACCAGAAAAUGUCGUCUCUGUAA
Phycomyces blakesleeanus NRRL 1555(-) is the source of this 369-nucleotide messenger RNA. RefSeq lists its product as hypothetical. NCBI's taxonomy places the organism in Eukaryota, Fungi, Mucoromycota, Mucoromycetes, Mucorales, Phycomycetaceae. The transcript has 3 exons. The coding region runs from base 1 to 369 and encodes 122 amino acids. The record is from RefSeq and is a predicted model, not a curated record.